This is a messenger RNA of Orussus abietinus, 6775 nucleotides long. RefSeq lists its product as uncharacterized. Lineage: Eukaryota; Metazoa; Arthropoda; Insecta; Hymenoptera; Orussidae. The record is from RefSeq and is a predicted model, not a curated record. The transcript has 9 exons. Bases 1010 to 6436 code for a protein of 1808 amino acids.
AUAAUGCACAAUUCGUGAAUACGUCAUACGUUGUUUUAUUCAUUUUGAUUCUAAUUUGCCGCUGUUUACUCCAUAGCGGGAUGCCCGUUGGCUCGAUUCAGUCGCCAUUUUUCAUUUGGCUUAGAUUGGUGGAUCGUUAUUGGUUCGUAUUGAAUUUUCCCGAAGCCGGUGAUAGGUUGGAACAAAUAGGACGAUAUUCGAUGCUACUCGACAUCUUUCAAGUGUCGGCAAGUGUCGGUUUGAAGUUUUCAAAUUCUUUUCAUUAUUACUAGUUGUAGCAAUAGAGUGAAAUGUAGGUAUACAUUUUAACCUCUUGCAUGAAUCGUCUAAAUUAAGUCGAAUACGCGAAAAUAUUCCGAUGUGAUCGGAUAAGUGAAGAAAAACGUAUGUAAAGUAAUUAUCUGUCAAGUGUAACCUCAAACUUGCUUUUUAUUUACUACUCCGUUGUAUAUUAAUGACCUAUAAGAUUUAUUUCUUGCUUGUUUGAUCAAAAUCCGUAUAUGAGAGUGUUUUUUAAUUAUUUGCAUUAAAGUACUUUAAAUUUGGAGACUCAUUACAGGUCUAGACAUGGAUUCGAGCUAAAUCUGAGAGAGCAUCGAGGCGGUCAUCGAUACUAAAGCCAUCAAAAGCGCGUCAGCCUCUGCAAAAUGUGGACUUUAACACAUCCUCCUCUGAAAGUAGCCCUGCUACCUCAAAACUCAAGCGACGUGUCAGUUUUGCGGAAAAAAAGCAUGUCAAGGAAUUCUGCAACUCCGUCGAUCAAGGCACAGUCUGGGAUAAUACCUAUGAAGAAAGUGAGUCGAGCUUUCAAAAAUUAAACUCACCAUCCGAUGGCAAUGGAAUUGCACUGGCCUGUCAGAAGGAAGAAGUUCGCACAAUUGUUGAAGUCAGUGAAAAACAAAAACAUUACACUGAAACAGUAGUAAAGAAGCCCAGUGUAUGCGUAAUUUCUGCAGAGACAACUCAGACGGGAUUUUUCCUCCGAAGUCGUCAAAGUGAUUGCAAUGCCAUGCAAUGUGAACUUGAUUUAACCGAUCCAAUAGGAGGGAUCGUAGAAGCAGGAACAUCAGAAAAGGACAAGACAGUCAAACGUAGGAGGGGAAGUAAGAGCAUCAGUAGUAAAGAAACGAAAAUGGAAGAAACUAUUUUGUUUGAAGAAGAGGCAAUGGAGUUUACCUCCAUAGUUUCAUUGGCUCCUCAAGCAUGUCACUGCGUAGGUAAGGAAAGUGUUUCAAAUACUUCUAAUGUGGCACAAUGCUCCGGUACAGCGACGAGUACAAGAUGUAUCUUGGACAACAGAGCACCUAACACGAAGGACUGCAAACAAUCAGAUAAAGAGAAAGGAUUUAUCUGUAAUGAUAAAGUGAUUUCUCGAAGUGCUUCAGUCGAACCGGAGAGUGCAAUAGAGCAACAUGGAAAUUUCUCCUCAAAGGAUGAAAUGCAAUUCGUUCCAGUAGCUUCUUCCACAGGAUUAAGAUUAAUACCGGUGAGUUCACAAAACAUAGCACAAGCAAAAGAGAAUGUCUUAACACAGUCAAGAUUUGCAGAAGAAAAUCUAAUUAACUUUACAUCGGAGGUUCCUUUAACAAGUUUUUAUUCUAACGUAAGAUUAGGGACUCCAAAGAUUGCUGCUUUUGAAAAAGAAAACAUCUUACCGCAACAAGAAUUUUGCGAUGAGGAUGAAAUGGAAUCGGCUUCUGCAGCAAUCUGUACUGAGGAGAGUAAUUUAAUUCCGAAAGUUAUUUUACUUGAGGGAAAGUAUGAAUUAUCACAACAACGUUCUAUGCCUGUUUUACUGACAUUAAGCAAUGCUUUAGUUGAAAAAGAGAAUUUGCAACAAGGGGAUCCAGAAGAUGGAAUGGAUUUCACGUCAGUGAUUCCUCCGACAAAUUCUGAUCCCAAAAUUAAUUUGUCCAUUAUGAAGCAUAAUUUAUUUGAAAGUGAGAGUGGUUUAUCGGUAGAAAAUUGUUUAGAACAUGGUUCUGCAGUUCUUCAAGAUUAUUUUCUUCCUGCUGCAUCCUCAAAGGCAGAGCAAAAUGUUCCGUUUAAUAAGGAAAAGUUAAUAAACCCAUCGGUUAGUCAACAAAUAGGUUUCACCAGAAGUGAACAAAGUAAGGAUGCAGUUUUAAUGGCUGGAAAAGAUAUUGCAGGUGAUAGAAGCGAUUUAACAGAUUUAUCAGCACUGCAAAAAUCGAGUUUUCAUUCAAAUGCUGGAUCAAAUGUAUCUGAUACCAAUCACCCAAAGAAUUUGGAUGUUAUUCAACAGCUGAGUACCGCUGGAAACGAACAAAUCUCUGAUUUAUGUCCGAUGGCUAAAAGAAAUCCACCGGCGAGCACUGAAAGUGUAAUAGAUACAGCCAUUAUUCGACAGUUUGGUUCAGUUAGGAAGGGUCUAUAUUCUGAUGCCUCUUCAACUGCCAAAGGAAGUAAACCGGUUAACAGAGAAAGUUUGAUGGAUCCAUCAAUUGUCAGACAAAUUGGCUCGGUACAGAAGGAGGAACAGUGUCCAAAUCCUUUGGUAUUGAUGAAAAGAAAUGAACUAGUUAAUAGGGAGAAUAUGAUAGAUCUACAGAUAGUUCGCAGAGUUACUCAUUUUCCAGAAUCUAUGAUGCUUAGUGUCAAUUAUCCGAAAGAUCAGGGAACGAUUCAUCAAAUGAAGUCUACUCAAAAUGAACAGGUAUCGAUAAAUUUCAAGAAUCCCGAAGACGUUGGAAUUUCUGGAACAACAACCUUAGUACCAAUUACAAAUUCACGCAUUUUAAAUAAGGAAAAAGCAAUAAAUGUUCUAUCGGUGCCACUGGAAUUAUCCACUGUGGUUUCAAGGUUCUCUCGUGCCGAAUCAAAUAAAGAUGACAAAGAAUCCAAGAAAUCGAAAAUAAAGUGUUCGUCGAUGUGUCUGGAUCCUUUGAUGACAAAAUCCGAAAUUUCGAGUUUUGUUUCAAGAGCUUCAGUGGUUAAGAGUGAUGCCACUUUAGAACGAACGAGGACAUUGACUCAAGAAGAUAUCGAAGAGAUGGAUAAAUUACCUUGUAAAAGUGCAAAUAAGUUACACAAACUGUUACCAAAAAAUGCUCCUAUUUCCGUAAAUGUUGCGAGAGAUUCAUCGGUAAGACUCGGAAUGGAUGGGAGAAAUAUGACAAUGACCUUCAGAGAUGAUGCCAAAUUUGGUAAUGUUAAAUUAAUCGAAGAAGAAGGCAUACAUUAUUUCGAGUCUUCGAUGGAUACUUCAAACAUUAGAAGAGAUGUUACUCUGGAGAAAACCAGAACUGUUACCGCAGAAGACAUUGAAGAGAUGAUCGUUUCACAUAUAGAAACUGAGAGAUCUCGAUGCAAAGUUAAUCAGAUGGAUGACAUUCCUGAAAACGUGUCAAUGGAGAUGACUGCAAUGGUGCCUCAAUCGGUAACCUCAAUGAGGAGAAGCGAUUUUCGAAGAAAUGAGAAUAUUGAAAUGGAGGGGAUUUAUUGUGAUCGUAACGAGAAGACGGAAGUAUUUCAAGACAUGCCGAUGGAGAUGACCGAAGGAGUUAGAGCUUUUCCUUGGUCAGUGGUUACACCGAGUGGAAAUCAUCCUCAAAGAAAUCUAAAUGAUGUGUAUGGCGAAUGUGAUGAAAGAACAAGAGUAUUUCAAAAUGUUUCAAUGGAAAUGACCGCAGCAGUGCCUGCAAGAAGUAAGAAUAUUGAAAUGGAUGAAGCUUGCCGUGGUCCUAGCGAAAAAACAGGAAUGUUUCAGAAUGUAUCGAUGGAGAUGACUGAAGCACUUCCACGACUAGCAACCGCUAUAGGCGUGGAUGACAUUUUACGAAAUAAGAUUAUUGAAAUGGAUGGGAUUUAUUGUGAUCGUAACGAGAAGACGGAAAUAUUUCAAGACAUGCCGAUGGAGAUGACCGAAGGAGUUAGAGCUUUUCCUCGGUCAGUGGUUUCACCGAGUGGAAAUCAUCCUCAAAGGAAUCCAAAUGAUGUGUAUGGCGAACGUGAUAAAAGAACAAGAAUAUUUCAAAAUGUUUCAAUGGAAAUGACCGCAGCAGUGCCUGCAAGAAGUAAGAAUAUUGAAAUGGAUGAAGCUUGCCGUGGUCCUAGAGAAAGAACAGGAAUGUUUCAGAAUGUAUCAAUGGAGAUGACUGAAGCACUUCCACGACUAGCAACCGCUAUAGGAGUGGAUGACAUUUUACGAAAUAUGAAUAUUGAAAUUGAUCCAGUUGGUCAUGACCCUACUGAGAGAACAACAGUGUUUCAGAAUGUAUCGGUAGAAUUGACAAUGGCAAUUCCUAAACCGAUAACUAUAGUUAGGACAAAUAAUCUCACAGGAAGUGAGACUGGUACAAGAAAAAUGAACAAGAUUUUUUCUAAUACAUCAAAGGAAAUGACUUCAGAUGUUUCACCUCUACCGCCAGAAAAAAUCGAUCUCUGUCAAACAAGAUUGGCUUGUACGGGUAAAGAAAAUGAAGUUCCAUCGAACACAACGAUAAAGGUAAUUUCAGAGUUCCCUACUUUGCCACAAGAAGAUAAAGUGCAUGAAGCGCGGAUGAAUAUUGCUUCGAAUGUGUAUGUCGAUGCAUUGGAAAAGCGAAGUGUAUCGAAUCCUGCCUGUACGAGGCAAGAAAAUGAAGUUGAUGUUGCCCAUACAACAUCGGUGAAUACGAACUUAGCCGCAGCUUCACCGUGGAAGGAAAGUGAUCUUCAUUGGCGAAAUUUACUAGAGCUUACUCCUAAAACGUCACGUUUGCCUUUGUCUGUUAAUUCUUCGAGUAAAAGAAUUUUAAGUGAAAAGAGGGCUCGCAGUAAACUAAUCCAGGAAAAGGUAAAGGCAUUAACAGGAAAACCUAGAAUUUCAUUAGCCAAAAGUCUUUUAGAGCAAGAAGAAGACCCGGAGGAAACUUUCGAAUUCCUUAUAGAAGAGAUGAAAACUAUGAAUAAAUCACCCUCUGAGCUGGAUGAUAAAGAAGAAUCUCUAGCUGAACUCAAUGAACCUUUUGUUAAUAACGAUAAAAAAAUAAGUAAAGCUCCUUCAUCUCGGUAUACUUAUGUCGUCACUGACCCAAAGUUUAUUAAACCUGGUUCUUCGACACAUUUAGGGUUGUUAGAAAACGUUUCAUCAGAGCCUAUUGGAGUAAUCUCACAUCUUUUCGAUGGGCCCUGCGAUGCUGUGGAGAGUUUCCAGAAUCCUGAGAUUGUUUCAUGGGACUCAAAGAGGAAUAAUUUCACCCAAGAGACCACGAAGGUUGAAAAUUGUCAAAGUACUGGUGCAACUUCGAAACCUAGUAUGUUAAGAUCGGACACUUACAUUAUAAGAAAAGAAGACAUGGACACAAAAAAAUUAGAUUUAAAAGAAAAUCUCAACAAAGUUCAAGAUAAAAGAAAAUUGUCUGUAAUUUUUUCGAGUGAUUCAGUAAUUUGCACGGAAAAUGUGAAUUCUCCAUCUGGAACACAUUGUAGUUUACCCAUCGACGACACGAUUUCUAAAGAAGACAUUAUUUUAUGCACCGAAGACGUACCAACAAGUCCUUCGUAUCAGAAAGAUCCUUUUCAGUUUGACGCGGAGGAUCCUUUCGUAAUGUUCAGGCAAGAAUGUAGAAUGAUAUCUAGGAUGAUCGAAGCAGCUAUAGAGGAAGACAUCGAAGAAGAAGAUUUCCCCACCGAAGAGUGUCCUGAAUUUUUGGCUCUCGAAGAAGACAAUGGUGAAAUUCAGAACUCUGAACAACUUUUAAAUGAAGUUUGCCCUGUCAAGGAAAUAAAUGAGGAAUCUAGUGCCGCUGUUAAAGAAGACGUAGUUAAUAAAGAUUAUUUUGAUAUGCUGGCUGAAAGUAUCGAGACAUUUAACAAAAGAAAAGAUUGCAUCUGGGAUAUCAGGAGUUUAAAGAAGGAAUUAAUUUCUCUUGGCUACAUGUCAAGUUCCCUUGUUUUCGUAAUACUAUUUCAGAAUAAUAUUGACGGUACUGCUAAUACAAUACAAACGAUAAAAAUUGUUUCACGCCUCACAGAAAAGGCCGAGAAGAUGAUAAAGAUUGUUCAUCGGUUGAUUAUCGAUAAAAUAAAUCCUGAGGAUCUCGUCAAAUCAUUUAGGACUCAUCAAGAUGUUAUGCCACUGAUCGAGCACUUUUCCACCGAAGUCAAACUUGCAAUAGAUUUUAUGUACGAAUUAAAACGAUUGGAGAACUCGAAACUGAUGGAAGUUGAUAUCGAUAGGAUACGUUUUACGAUUUACACUAAAAGGAUGGAUAUAGUACUAAAUAUUGUAAUGCAGUUGAAACCUUUUAACAAACUCAACUGUAACGACAUCGAAGUGGCGUGUGUCUUAGGCAGCGUAAGAAUAAAUGAUAUAAAACAAUUGAUUACGAAUGUAAAGAAGGAUCACCUGUUUCUGCGAAGAUAUAUGAACGACGUAAGGCAAUAUAUCGAACUAAUGGAAGACACCAACCCAUCGAAAACGUUUAGAUAAGAAUAAUUGCUUGCAUUAAUUCAGUCUGCGUCGGUUGCGGUCGAGGCAGAGGAAAAGCCCCGCUCUCGAAGGAGGUUCGGCGGUGCCCGCCGUAGGCCAAGUGGGCGUACGGGGUCUCCGUGUGCCAUACAUGGCUAUGCUAUGUGGAAACCGAGAGACAGAGGAGGACGGUCCCCACGCGGGCACGCGUGCCGAGAGGGUGGGGGGGUUCCCGUGGGCACGAGUCGAGCUCCCGACGCAGUGCCCGGCUGGUACCCGAUGGUACCCGAUGGUACCCGGUGUCACCCGGUGUGUUUUCCCGGUUUGUGGUUCGAGCUGCACCGCUUGUCGGAAACGAGG